AUGGUGAUUGACAUUGCAAAUAGAUUCAAGUACUUAUUCUAUGCCAUGGGAUCAUCCAAAAAAGGUUGGCAUCAAAGUACACCAAUCAUUUUUGUCGAUAGAACAUUUUCAAAGUGUACAUAUGGCGAAAUUGUGUUAAUAGCGAGUGCACAAAAUGCAAAUAGAGGAGUUUUUCCACUGGCGUUUGCAGUGGUCAACUCUAAGAAUGAUGAUUCAUGGAAUUGGUUCCUAACAAAAGUGAAAGAAGCAUUUGGAGUACGAUAUGGACAGUGCGUCAUAUCUGAUAGACAUGAGAGUAUCAAAAAAGCAACCAAUGCAGUCUAUCCUAAUCCUAUGCAUGGUGUGAUCUCAUAUCAUCUACUACAAAACAUAAAAACUAGUUUCAAAAGAAGUGGUGAUGAAGUCAGAGAUACAGUCAAUGGUGCAUGCAGAGCUUACAACGUGGAUGAUUUUGAAAAAAUUAUGAAUGAUCUGGAUGGAAUAGAUGGUCACAUUCGAGCUUAUUUGCAUGAUGAAGUUGGUUAUAAAAAUUGGACAAGACUAUUCAGCAGCAACACACGAUAUUCAACAAUGACAUCCAAUAUUGCAGAGUCCAUAGAUGCAGAUAUUGAAGAAGUACAAGAGUUAACAGUUGCAACAUUACUAGAGUGCCUAUCAACAUGCACACACCUAGCUAAGAAGGCAGAAGACGUAUUGUGUUAUAAAAGGGAUAAGUCAGUAAAAAUGAAGUGUGAUUGA
Molecule: messenger RNA, 738 nt
Organism: Humulus lupulus (European hop)
Lineage: Eukaryota; Viridiplantae; Streptophyta; Magnoliopsida; Rosales; Cannabaceae
Exons: 2
Coding region: 1-738 (245 amino acids)
Source: RefSeq, a predicted model, not a curated record